GCUCCUAUCUAUCUAUGCAGGUCGUACGUCUUGAGACAGCUCAAUGUCAACCUUGUUACUCCAAGACAGAAGUUUUAACCAUUCAUAAAAUAGAAGAAUAUCUUACACAGAUUCCCGGGUGGCAGUUGGAUACGAGUAAACAAGACAGUCCUAGAUUACGGAGAACUUUCACUGGAAAAGAUUUCAACCACUGUGUCGACAUGGUUUGUAAGAUACGAAACGUUGCUCAAAAAGAAAACCAUCAUCCAGAAAUCCACUUGACAAGUUUCAACCGUUUGGAAGUGGUUAUUCAAACCUUUGCAGUUAAUAACUUAACUAUAAAUGACUUUAUCCUCGCAGCCAAAAUAACUACUUGUCUUUCUACCUAGAGGAUAUUUCAAGUUGGAUGUAAAGGAGCUAUUUAAGUACAAUACUAUUCCAUCUCAUAAGAUAUCCAUAGCUAGAAAGAUCUCGUUGACAA
Galdieria sulphuraria is the source of this 460-nucleotide messenger RNA. RefSeq names its product 4a-hydroxytetrahydrobiopterin dehydratase. NCBI's taxonomy places the organism in Eukaryota, Rhodophyta, Bangiophyceae, Galdieriales, Galdieriaceae. Gene Ontology annotation, molecular function: 4-alpha-hydroxytetrahydrobiopterin dehydratase activity. Gene Ontology annotation, biological process: tetrahydrobiopterin biosynthetic process. The transcript has 4 exons. The coding region runs from base 15 to 368 and encodes 117 amino acids. The record is from RefSeq and is a predicted model, not a curated record.